Molecule: messenger RNA, 3570 nt
Organism: Plasmodium fragile
Lineage: Eukaryota; Apicomplexa; Aconoidasida; Haemosporida; Plasmodiidae
Exons: 2
Coding region: 1-3570 (1189 amino acids)
Biological process (GO): positive regulation of centriole elongation; interkinetic nuclear migration; centrosome cycle
Cellular component (GO): centriole; centrosome
Source: RefSeq, a predicted model, not a curated record
AUGGAUACAGAAGAAAUCGUGUUCGUCCACGUAACCCUCAAGUUUGUAAUUUUUAAGAGUAUUGAACAAAAUGAAAACAGCCGCUGCGACAACUUCAUUAUCAAUUUGGCGGAGGCCAAUGACAUCGAGGCAGUCAACAAGUCCAAGCAGUACUUUAUUCAAAAGUUUCACCAAAUAUUAAACAAGAAAAAAAAAAAUGAAUACGAAUGUGUGCUCAAUGGAACAAUAACUGAAGUUGCAACAUUUCUCUCCCAGCACAUGGAACUGUACAUACAGAUUAGCAAAGUGAAGUAUGAGACAGGUGAGCAGAGUGAUGGGGGUGGCCAGGCAAGGGGGGAUACGGACGGGGUAAACAGGCACGAGACAGACGCAGACGGGAAGCACCACCCAACACACGACGAUCACAAGGCAGAACCAAACGCACGCACCAGCGCUGGGCGGAACAAAAUACACUUACUCAACAGCGUAGACCUAGUAGAGGACGACAUUAAAUUUGAAAACGGGCAAAUUUACUUCAAGUGUUUAUUUAAAGAUCUGCUAAGUGACGACUUCGAGUUUAUCCAGCAGAGGAAGUAUGAAAAUAUUAGUAACUUUUACGUGAGCAAUGAUUUUAUAUUUUCCAUUUCGGUUAAGUUUGAGGAGUGCAUGGUGGGCAGGAGGGACUUGGAGAGGAGAGACAAACGGGGCUGCCAUUAUGAGCAAGACGACUUGUAUUACGACCAUUACGAUAACCAGUACCCCUGUCGCACCCUGGAUAAACGCGCACAGAAGUAUUGGCACCUUGUGAACCUCUGUCACAUGACCAAUUUAUUCUACCUGCACAUCAACUUUGAUUCAUAUGAACAGAAUUUCUUUCAUCACAAUUGUGUAGAGGUUACUGUGGGGGACAUGCUCCAAAGUCUUUCACCCAAGGACACCCAAGAUGGUACCACCAGUGGGGCAAAGGGAAAUGAAUCUGUUUUCGUUUCAGCGGGCGGGGGACACAUCGAUGGAAUAAAUGACAACCACCCCCAUACUGAUGGCAAAUCUCCAAUGGGGUGCCACUUUUCAUUGAUCCUACUCGAUCGAGUGGAAGAGCUAUAUGAUUACUUCCGCCUCAAUGACAUACACAUUAUUUUUAACAAAAUGCAAUUGGAGGUCGAAAAGAAAGGAGCUUUUUUUUCCCAUCAUAACAAAUGUGGUGACUUGUGGAUUCGUUACAGGGAUAUGGAACGGAUGACAUGCCAAUUGAGAACACUUGGUGGGUCUGUCCCUUCGUUAAAUUUUCAAGCCACCAUCAUAUCUGUUUGUUUGCGUCCUCGUGGGGGAGAAGAUGGGGACAGGUUUAUCAGUUCUUUGCGGUGGAGAGGGAGCGGCGAUGGUUUUGGAAGCAGAGACAGCAGUGGAGGUGGCCACACAAGCGGGAGUAGCAUAUCGGCUCACCCGUUUUACAAGAAUGUGUACCCCCACCGGAGCAGCAGCAACUCCCCCAGUUGGGAUCCUCGAGUUCAUACGCACAAAAAAGAGUUGGGCUCCCCCAAGGAUCACUUCCUCAAGUGGAACUUGUUCCUCUCCGUGGACCGCUGCCACAUCCUGGAGCUGAGUAACAUUUACGCAGAAAAGAGGAAGACUCGACAGAGCGACUUUUUUGUGAAGAUCGAGUCGGGUCUCUGUGAGGGAUGCUUCGUAUCUCCGUUCUACCCCUUCGAGGAGAGCCGGCAGAUUGAACUGAAGAAUUGCCAUGUGAGUCACGAUUUCCAGCUGAAGGGUGGAGACCCCUGCGACAAACUCGAAGGAGCAGUGGUGCACUUCCAUCUGGCUCUGCGCGAGGAGCAUACAGAGGGAGAGGGUCUACAAAGUAACCCUAACGAAAAUGUUAGCCGCGGAAUUAACAUCGGAGUAGGGGAACUUGCUCUUAAAAGUGUCUCCAAGGAAUUAAAGACCACACUGAUGAAGGAGGGAGGAGUACCUCCCCAGAGGGAUUACUACCAAUUUGAUUUUUGUGUACCUCUUUAUUUACACGUUUUUAAAGAAAAGUAUUUAACGUCAGAGUUGGGUGUGCAGGUGUUUUUGAGCGCAAAACAGGGGGGAGGGAUCGUGAACGAAGUUGGAGCAAAGAUUGGAUCCCCGCAAGAGGAAAAAAUAAUACUCACAGCAGACGAGAGUGGAGAUCAUCUGGUUAAGCGUUCCUCAAAGAAUGAUAAUAGCAUCCCGAACAACAUUUAUGAAUUUAAGUUGUGGAAAGAAGAGGAGGAAAAGAAAAUGACGGAGAUGCUUAAAAGGAGAGAACAAAAUAUGAUGAAAAAACUGAUAAAGAAAUAUGAAGCCAUGGAAAGGGAAAGGAAAAAUGAAAUUGAAAAAAAAAAAAACGAAUUAAAAGAAAUUGUAAUUAAAGUUAAAGAAGAACAAAUAAAUGUAAAAAAAAAUGAAAACCUUGUCAAAUUAAAAGACAAACAAUUAAAUGACGACAUAUAUGUCUUGGAAAAAAAAUUAAAAAAAAUUAAACAUGCUUAUGAAAAAUCGUUGAACUAUUUUAAGCAAAAAUUAAGAAAGACCCAUUUAGGGGAAAGUCUCGUAAAAGAAAAUGAUCAACUGCUUGCUAGUUACAAAACUGUUUUAACAAAGGUAAAGAAAUUAAGCAAAGAAAAUGAUGAGAUGAAAUCCAUUUUGGGCAAGUACAACAGUAAGGAUAAUGCCAUUAUCAGCAACACUUACUUUGAGGAGUUGAAGGACGAAUUGAAACGGCUUAAAUCAUUUCACCGACAAACGGUUCAGUCACGCGGUUGGGGAGGAUACACACACGAGGGGGAGGAGGCACAACAGGGGGAAGUCACACACAAUAACAGCUACAUAAGAACAGUGCGGAAAAAUAGAACACGAAUUAUCCAACUGGUGGAUAAUUUCGUGCCACAGAUUGAACAGAUUUACGACUUGACGAAUGACGACUUGCUGGAGGAAAAAGUCCGCUCCAUUUUGAGGGACGUCCAGGAGGUCAAGCUGAUUUUGCGGGCCGAGGCGAAGGAGUUGGACCGUACCUCCCCCGGGCAAUGGCUGGGAGACUCGUCAGAUGGCUUGGCAGGCCAGUCAGCAGAUCGGAUAGAAGACCGCGUAGUGGGUCAGUUCUCCAACCAGUACAUGGACGUAUACGCAGUAGAAUUGCCGGAUGAGCCUCUGGCCAUCCGCACCGACCCAUCGCGAACACUCAGUAGGAACCCACCAGGGAAGGCACCCAUACUGGGAAGGCACGCCAGUUUGGCUAACCAUCCCAAGGGGAAGAAGCCACCCCCCCAGAGGAACCUUCUGAAGGGCAAGGGGGUGACGAGCAACAUCUCCAAAGGGGUAGGUGCUCACUUCAGGGAGGCACCCCCUCACCCCAAGCUCCUAAGUGAGAAGCGUGGACGGGCCCCCACAAAGGAUUCCGCCCCAACCCCACAAAUGGACGGAUUUAGAAAAAGGGACAAGCCAAACGAAAAUGCGCACAUGAUUGAAAAUUUAAAAAGAGAAAUAAAGCGACUCAUUGAAACUGGAAUAUAUAAUGAAGACGAUACGAUUAUUAAAAAUAUGAAGAAGAAGUUAAACGCGCUGCUUUGA